AUGUUAAAACAAUCUGUUCUUUCUUUCUUUUUUCUUCCUUCUUUUUCCUUUCUUUUUUCUUUUUCUUUUUCUUUCAUUUUUAAAACACCCUUUUUUUUCUUCGAUCCUUACCCUUUUUUCUCUAUUCUAUUCUUUUCUUUCUUUUUCUUUUCUUAUACAUGUUACUUCCUUCCUUUUUUUCUUUCUUUCUUUUCUUUUCGUUUCUUUCUUUUCUUUUCCUUUUUUUUUUCUUUCCCUUAUACAUGUUACUAUCCCUCCUUUUUUUUCCUUUUUUUCUUUCUUUUUCUUUUCUUUCUUUCUUCCUUUCUUUCUUCCUUUUCUUUCUUUCUUUUCUUUUCUUUCUAUAUCCUUAUACAUGUUACUAUCCUCCUUAAAAACAAUUCUUUUUCUUUUUCUUUUCUUCUUCUUUCCUUUCUUUUUUCUUUUUCUUUCCUUUUGUUCUUUCUUUCUUCGGCAAACACAUGUUACUAUCCUCUCCCUUUAGGAAACAAUAUGAUUUAUUAUCGUCUUUUCAUCUUUCUUUCGAUCCUUUCUUCUUUUCUCGCUUAUACAAUGAUUCCUUCUUUCCCUCUUUCUUUAAACACCCUUUCUUUUUUUUCAAUCUUUUCUCUCAUCUUUUACUAUCCUAUUCUUAUUCAUUCCCUUCUUUUUUCAUUGAUUCCUUUCUUGUACUUCAUUUCUUUUAUUUAUUCAUUUUUAUUUUUUCUGUCUACUUACAAUUCUAUACUCUCUUUUCCUUUCUUUUCUUUUUUCUCCUUUAUUCUUCUUUUUCUUUCCUUUAUUCUUCCUUUUUUAUACCAGUUUCUGUCCCUCUUUCUUUACACAACCCUUUCUUUUCUUUCUUUUCUUCUUUCUUUUUCUUUCAACGCUUAUACAUCCGUUUCCUCCUCUCCUUUAAAACAAUUCCCUUAUUUCUUUCUUUUCUUUUCUUCUUCUUUCGUUCUUUCUUUUCUUUUCUUUUUCUUUCUUUUUCUUUCACGCUUAUACCCUGUUACUAUCCUCUCCUUUAAAAAACAAUUUUCUUUUCUUUCUUCGUUCUUUCUUUUCUUCUUUCUUUCUUUUUUCUUUUUUCACGCUUAUAAUGUUGUUAUCCCUCCUAAAACAAUUUUUCUUUCUUUUUUUUCUUUUCUUUUUUUCUUUCUUUUCUUUUUCUUUCUUUCUUUCUUUCUUUCUAUGCUUAUACUGUUGCUAUCCUCUUCCUAA
Molecule: messenger RNA, 1203 nt
Organism: Acanthosepion pharaonis
Lineage: Eukaryota; Metazoa; Mollusca; Cephalopoda; Sepiida; Sepiidae
Source: the annotation of a GenBank genome assembly